GUUAAAAAUAGCUUGUCCAAGUCCUGACGCCAAUGCUCCGGUUCGUGGUUCUUGGUGCUGUGGCGCUAUGGGGGCUGCAUCUAGCCUAUGCACAGACAGCCCUGCCCAAACUGACCCCGUUAUCAACUGGUUGUCGCGAUGUGGAUGUGGUGUCGUGCAAGAUGAAUUGUGCGAGCCAAUACAAAGACGACAGUAGGUUCACGUGUCCGUGCUACAGGUACAUACCACCAAUCCCCCCCCUGCCCAUCACCCCCCCUUGUUGUCACUUUCAAAGCAAAAUGGGCGAGUGCUUGGUUCGCGUCGGUUGCUCGUUCGUCCAGCGCAAACAAGUCAUGACGUCGUGUACUCGAAAAGGGUACUGCAAAGCCGGGUACUGCACCUACCGAGUGGGGGACUUCACGCCCCGAAACGGCGUUCGAGCCGAGAUCUUUGCCAAGUCAGCCAUUUCGCCCCCGGGGUCGCCCUGCGUGGAUGGCUGCUGUCCUGACAGUAGGGGCAAGACUUGUAUCGAAGACCCGGCGCUCAAGGUGCUCCGGGAGCCCAGCCGGGCGUACCGCAAUGAAGAAGUUCAGCUUCCCCCAAGGCAUGGAGACCCACGACUGAGUGUGAACCAAAACUACGACUUGAUGCCGUACAGUCUUCCACUCCAAAAUUUGCCACCGGUGGACGCCAAUUUUAUGCUUACGUUUCGACAAGUCGAAGACACCAAGGUCAAUAAUGGGGCCGUCGGUUCAACCACCAGAUUCACCCAAACGACGUUGAGUAAUAGCACUAACAAUUGAAGACUCUUACGAUCCUAAU
Messenger RNA from Aphanomyces astaci, 801 nucleotides. RefSeq lists its product as hypothetical. Lineage: Eukaryota; Oomycota; Saprolegniomycetes; Saprolegniales; Verrucalvaceae. The transcript is spliced from 4 exons. The record is from RefSeq and is a predicted model, not a curated record. Bases 33 to 782 code for a protein of 249 amino acids.